This is a messenger RNA of Cyclospora cayetanensis, 7035 nucleotides long. RefSeq lists its product as uncharacterized. NCBI's taxonomy places the organism in Eukaryota, Apicomplexa, Conoidasida, Eucoccidiorida, Eimeriidae. The record is from RefSeq and is a predicted model, not a curated record. The transcript has 25 exons.
AUGUUCACGGCCCUUGAUUGCCUUUUUCUUUGGGAGCCCGCUGCGUUCGAAGGCAUUUCACGCGGCGGGGUGGCGGCAGCAGCAGGUAAAGCAGCAACAGCAACGGCAACAGCUCCGGGCUCGGACCACAGCAAGAGCAGCAGAGUCUACAGCGUGGACUGGUUUGGGCUGCUGGGGCAGCCGUAUAGGCCCGCAACGGAGGGUGAGCGGAAGCAGCUGCAGCAACAACAAGCAGAGGAACAGGCUGCUGAUGAGGCCUUCUCUGCUGCUCUUCAAAAAUGUCAGGACGAGGGCGAUGGCACAACUCUGUUUGGACAGGAGCUGCCACAGCAGCACGAUCAGGAACGGAAUGAAGAUAAUGGGUCCCUACAGAACACUCUUGAAGGGCUGCUGGCAUCUCUUCCCCACGGCCAGACCGAAGACGCAGCAGUAAGAAGCGUCCACGCUCGGCUUGACGCACUAUUACCUUCCCAACUUGCACUUGGAGAGCUGAUGUCGCUCUCCACAGGCCCUCGAGGGCACCCCUCAAGCGAACUUGGCGAACUUUCUCGGUGGCUAGACGCUGCUGCAGCACUGGAAGGCACUCCACUACACGGCUCCACGAGCAUCCAGGGCGAUGCAAUGGCCUUAUUGAAGCUUGUGAAUGAGGGAGGAGGUGUGUUAUCUCCAGUAGCUCGGUGUCACGUUAUAUUUGCUUGUGCUGCGCUGCCUGCGAAGAGGCCUUCCGUCCGUUUUGCCGCUAUCCUUGUUGCUGUAGAGUUGCUUCAGGUGCUUCGCUACCUCCAGAAUCAUCAGGGAUCUUCUUGCGCUGCAUCGCUGUCCGCUGCCUUGGCCGCUACAGCGGCCAGAAGUGGCCCCCUUAGUACUUCAGGUGGGCGAGGCUCUACACCAAACGCUCUUCCCCGUGGCAAAGCUCCUGCAAUCGCGCGGACACCUAGUACCGGACACUCGGCGGCUGUUGCCACCUCUACACCGUCUGCUUUACAAAGGAUCACACUCCACAUUCGAACCGCAGCAGCAGCAGCCACAGCAGCUGCGGCAAGUGCACUGCGUAGCCUACCCUGGCGCCAAGUUCAACAAGGCGUGGAUAGGGCAACGGUCAGUAAGACAAAUGCCUUGUGUUUCAUUGACAUACCGCGCCAAGUCACCGCAGGCCUCAGUGCAUGCAGCAUGAUGCACUUUUGCCUGGCUCACCUUCCAGGUUUUAUAUGCUGUUGUAUGGUGAGGAACGCUGCGCUGCAGGACCAAACAGGACAGCACCCUCAGAGCACGCAUCCCGAGCCAGUGGCACGCUUAGCGGAGCUUCUGCACCAACCCUCUACUUCCUCUUGGUUGCUGCUUCUGAAGCAACAGCAGCUUCAGCAGCCGCAGCUGGGGGACCCAGCUGUACUGUCAAAGCUUCUUUCUGUAGGGACUGCUGCAGCAGCCUUCCUUCUGCCGCAGACGUCUCAGUCUGGCGAUGGGAGCACCGGCUUAAGGCCAUCGGUCGACUGGAAUGGGCAGGAUGAGGAAGUAUUCAGCGUCUUGUUCGGGUACAAGCUCCUGCUGAAGCAACAACUAUCAGGAACCUUGGACAAAGCGAUGUCCAAGGUUCCUGCUGUAAAGGAACUGCCCUCCAUUGGAAGCACUCAGUGGGCUCAUCCCGUAGUGCAGCAGUACGUAUAUCUCAUGGGCCAGCAGCAGCAGGGCAAACAGCAUACACAGACAGCGAGGCCAGUCAGAUUCUCUGAACCCCCAACGCUGAAAGGCCUCGUACCGCUGCCACCUCCUGCUGCUUUUGCUGACCGCCUGCUACUCUUCGCGCAUCUCCUUGCCUCUCCAAGUCCCGCACCGACCAGCCUUUCUGGUGGCCGCAAUGACACUGUCGCGGGAGUUGCCUCUGCCCUUUGCAUGCCGCUCGAGCUCGCAGAAAGCCGUUUACGACUUCUUCUGCGCCGAAUCGUCUCUACGCUGGCCACUCGCCUAUUUGCCCACAUUUGCCCGUCGAGCGAAGCUUCCACCAGCGUUAAGGCUGGAGGGAAAAGCCAGCUACGGCAGAUGAUGCAGCAGCAGCUGCUGCGUCAGGGGGCAGCCGCUCUGCGUGAGGCCGUUGCAGCAAUGGGCAUCGAUGGGUCCACGAUGCAGGGGGCUGCUACUGAGGCUGUAUUGCCGCUUCUUAUGAGGCGCGUUGUCUCCUUGCAGGAGUCCAACCUCCCUCCCGUCCCUGCUGCUGUCCCCCUGGCCGUAGCGCGAGGCAGCCACGCGAGCCCUGAGGAACUUCGAGCCCACGCUUCUCGAAUCCUUGAAGGUCUGAAACAUGCUAUUCAAACAGUGGAGGAAUUUUCUGUUGUGGUGGCAGGGCGGUCUGCAGAAGCAAAAAUACGCCGGCAGAUGGGAGCCUUGGCCUCCAGUAGGCUUUUGCCUGAACUGUCUGUCGCGCUGCUCUCUCAGCUGGCAGCAGCUCAUGCAAAGGAACCCCAUUCACGCAAGUUUAAUUCUCCUUCAGUGGUGGGGGAGACCCACAAAUUGGUGGACGGAAUUGCACCUGAGGUCUUAGAGGCAGAGGUAUUCGCGAUCAAAGCAUUCAGCGAGAUUCGGCGUAUCUUUGGCUUCAGCAGAGACGCGUUCCUUGGUAUUUUGCAAGUCGGCUUGUUCCGGGUCGGGGCACCCCUGCGGCGCUCUCUCGAGGUGUUCUCUACUAUGCAGAACAGAGAGGCAGCGCUGUGCACUGCUGGCCAGCUCCUAGGCCUCGACCACGUGCAAAGCCUUGUUGAUUUGGCCCUAACAGACCCGAGAGACUCACAAGGGGAGCCCGCGCCCAAGCAACGAAAGCAAAGGAGCUGUGAGGAAAAGCUUCACGAAGGAAACCCUGAGGGGCUCGGUUUGCCCGCCGAGGGGAGACACCUAAGUCAAUUGCUACUGGCGUACUUCCGGACGCAUGCACUGCUUGGUGAAAGCCCCGAAACUGCAGCAGCAGAGGCAAUGCAGCAAGCAGCAACACAGACUGUGGAGGGUGGAGGGCCCUUGGGUGCGCAGUGGAGUCGCACCUCUAGCGCCACCUGCUUAGAUGAACUUGUUGCCGUAUCAAGAGAUGCAUACAGCUCAGGUAACAGCGAAGAGCCGCGCAGGCUUCCGGCGAAGGUAGCUGACUAUGUGCUUAGUCUCCUCCUGCAGCGGCAGCCACAGCUUUCACAAGCCGCUUCACCUUCAGCAGCAACUGAUACAGCAGCGGUGAGGUGGAGGCGGAUCAACAACAUUGACCUCAAACAAGAAGAUGCCAUGAAGGCUGCACAGCUUUUUGAUGCAUUGAAAGACACCCUUGCAGGUGUACAGGCAGCCUGGAGCCCUCAGACAGCCCAUCAUGCCAAGAAGGCUUUAGGGGACCCGUGGAGACAGUGGAUGCCUCAGCUGAGGAAGCUGGAUUCCAGCGAAGGAGCGGAUUGUUUCGCAUUGCAAGCAAGGGAGGAUGCUCUAUUUCCAUUGGCUUUGCGGUUCGGCAUCAAUGAUGAAUCCCUCGCUUUGGCCUCAGCUCUUAAUGCUUACAAAAACGCGUUCGAUAAGGAAACAGAGGCAUCUCCUCCAGAGACACCAGAAGAGGCGGAAGCCCGAAGAAGACGGUUGCUGGCCUACCGCGCAGCCAUGGGCCUCAUCACAUCGGAUGUUUCUCCAUUACAUGCGGACGCUUACAGAGACUGGUUCGUUGCCUUGACCCGAGAGGCACUGGGGCCCCAAGGGAAAUGGACUGCGGAGGCUUCGCGUGCUGUAAACGAUGCUGCCGUCAAGAUCGACCUCGCGAAGGCAAGUGCCAACUCAUCAAAUGCAAGCAAAGGCAUGGGGAUACCAGCAAUCACCCAGCGUAUGGCAGUAGGGUUUCUCAUCGUCUCCGGCUGUUGUGCGCCAAGGGGUCACUGAGAUGCUGUUGAGCUGCUUGUUCAGGAAGACAGAGAUCAGCUCAUACAUGAGGCACUGGCCCUGUAUGCGGUUGAGGUACUACUACCUCCUAUCCUUCGUGCAGCUGGAGAGAGACGAAAGCUGCUUAUGCAGGAGACUGCCCAUGUGACAUCGUCUCUCCCCGAAGCGCUUGCAAAGGUGGUAGGGGAAGACGCGGUCCAGGUGGAAGCCCUCGGUCCCCUUCCAGAAGACCCGCACGAGCCAAAAUCAAGGCACCUGAAUCGGGCCCUUACUCGACGUAGAGAAGGAAUGACGGUACUACAGGAGUGGAUGGUGGCCCACCCUGAGGCAGACCCAUCGGCGCGAAAGACGAACGAAAAGAUCAAAAGCAAUCCCUUUUCUCUCAUAGGAGCCUUAAAAGCUUCCAGCGGGGAAGCAGGCAGCGAGAGCGCAAAUACCUCAUCUGCACCCACUGCCGUGUUAAAAGCGGGCCCUUCCGAUUCAGACGAGUUAUCGCAGCGCUUACUUACGGCUGUAGAGAACUUGACUGCGUUUGGCCGUAAGCAUGAUCUCCUCCACAUUCAGGUGCCUGGUAGAAGGUCAUCUGUUGGCAUCGCCCCCAAAUUCCAACAGGAAAAUGCGGGACCCCAGCACACUGAAAUCACAGUUUUCUCAGCCUUGGAGGAGUUUCCACGUGCCCACGCGAUCGACGCUUUUACAAAGGCUUUCAGCAGUAUUGAACCAUCUGAUUGCUCUGUACCGGGUUCCAUAAUUGUGUUGAUGUUUCGCAGGCAGGCAACCUCUCCGUUGCCGGCGUUGAGAGUGGUUCUAGAGGAGGCCUUGAGUGCGGGCCUAAGCUUGUGUACGAAUACAUCUGGGCCCUUCUCGCGCGGAGGUAACGGCCAAAGAUGCGCAGUAGAAAUAGCUGCGGCUUUAUAUGGACUGCAGGUUUUGGCUGCCUCAGCGGCAGCAGCGGCCACCGAAACCACAGCAGACAUGGCAGUUCUCAACUUGCCCGCAAUACCAGCUGAAAGCUCCUUUGCUGUUGGCCGAGCACCCAGCCAGCUACAGGAGUCCCUAGGGCUUCCAGAAGCAGCCAAAGCUGAGGGACUGCGCCUUUUGGAUAUUGCCUGCCUUGAAGGGUCGCGAGUUGUUGCAGCAGCUCUGGCAAAUACAGUUGGCCUACCUAAUUGCAGCUGGCCCGUGAAGGGGGCACAAAGCGAAGGCGUAGCGGCUGUACUUGCAGCAGUUCUCCAGAGGCUGCGACGAAUUGCUAUCUCCCACGGUCUCACUCCGCAAGAAGUCAAUGGGCCAAACGGGAGCCUAGAAAACCUUGUAAAAGAUCUAGCGCUACAACUUCUGUUUAAGGCUACACUGCAUGAGGCGCGGCGAAGGGAAUCUCUAGUUCAGGAAGCUGAGAAACGCAGCGAAGCCAUUCCAGUCUUCCCCCCGUGGAGUCCUGUUAGGGGCCUUUUCAAUGCUGCGACGGCAUUGGGGGUGGGGGAUUGGCACCGCCGGCUACAUGUAGAGACACAGCGUCUCUCAGAGCUGUUUCGGCAUGAAGCGGGAGCCCUUGUGUCUAGGGCUUUGAAAGCCGCUGAAGGUGCCAAUAGCUCGAAGGUGCGCGCCGCUGUCUUUAACGCUGCGGUCGAUGAGAUAUCCACACGUCGAAGCCUUCUUAAUGUCUCAGGCUUCACGGCUACAAACGUCAUCAAGGAUCUGCUAAGCAAGCAAAUGACCGCCUUGGUGGGGAACGUUACGGCGUUGCUACAAGCCGAGGAGCUGCAGGAUGCUGCUACUGCGUUCACUAGGUUGACAGAUGCAGUAAUACUCUGGAAAGCUUUGCUGAGACAAAGCUGGUCCACGGCUUCCUUCGGGGAUCUAGUAGGGCCGGGUCUUUUCGAGGGUUUGAAACCUCAUGAACGAAAGCACCUGCUUGAAUUGUGCUCGGCAAGACCUUUUCCCAAACCAGAAUCCGAGGAGUUGCAAGUCCUGGAAGAGCUCCUGGAUGACUAUGCUAGUAAUUUGCUGUCUGAGGGAGCCUGCCUAAGGUUUCAAGCCUCAAAUCGCUGUGCUAGAGGUUCGAAGCAUGAUGUACACCACAAGAUCGCCUGUCCGUAUGAAGUAGGACAAACGGGGGAUUACCACAGAGAGAAGAAGGGAAGAGCCGUUAUUGCAGGAGCAAAGACCCAAGAGCAGCCAAAAGGGGCAGGCCAAGAGAGCCUGUGUCAAUGGGCCGCAGCUGAGGCCACUGACCAGCAACUACCAGACGAUUCAGGCUUGGUGCAAUCUCUUCGAUUCUAUGUGGCACAUGCAAAUGCCGGAAACCGCAGAACGUCUGAGAGCCCGCCAGAGAGUGAAAUCUUCCGAUAUCCGCCAGAGUCCCGAACAGCAGCAGCCGCAGCUUUGGCAGCGGACAAGGAAGAUCGACUUUUGCACCUUGUGAAAGGAUACGGCUGUGCUGUGGUGCUUGCAAACCUCCUCACUACUUUCUUAUUCUCCAUGGUGCUCAUGUUGUUUAUAAGCUCAAACGCCACUUUGACACCGGAGGCCUUGCCCACAAGUUUUGCACUAACUCCUAGUAUCCAUAUCACAUCGGCUGGUCGGGCCACCAAGCUCGAAGAAGCCCUAGCGAAUCCUCGCUCAGUGAUUAUUAAUGCAUUCGAUUCGAAAGGGUUCUCGGUUAUCUAUUCUCACGACAUUGUUGGCUGGGAGGCGAGCAGAGAGCGAAGUAGCGCCACACUUUUCCUCUCUGCAAAUCGAAGGCUCGAUGUUACAUCCACAACCAUUCUUUUCGAGGACACUGUAACUGGUUUUACGAUUGCCGAGUGGGAAUUGUGGGACGACGAGGCAAACAAAUCCCCCCACGAAAUCCUUCGCAAUGCUCUUCAAGCAGCAGGGGAUACCACAAGCUCUGCAGUGUCAUCGGUAGGAAUGGCCAAAAGCGACAGUCAACCCCCAGUGGGAGUACACGAACAGGAAGGCCCCAAUGCUGCUCCCACAGCUCGCCGUUUGUCGGAGACAUCAUCGAUGUCCAUGGUGACUCCGGCACUCCAAAUUACGACCCCACACUCUCAUAUUAUCACUGAACUGCACGAUUCGCCCAUUGCAGACUAUGGGGCAAGACAAAAUGGGUUAGUGGAGGCCCAAUUCAAUAUGUGGUGA